CUUGAUGCAUAUUGAAAAAGAUUUAUGUUGAGUUAAUAGUUUCAACGAGAAAGUCUUUGUAUUUCUUCUACACAGUAUGCCAGUAGCUUCAUUAAAACCCAACCAAGUUGCUUCAAACGACAAUAUGGACAAUGCUAAAACUUUGAUCGCGAUUAUCGACAAGAAAGUUAGAAAUCUUGAGAAGAGAAAGGGUAAAUUAGACUCUUACAAACAACUAGUUGCUGAUGGUAAAGAGUUGAAUGAUGACCAACAGGCGGCCAUUCAAAAUCUUGAUUCUGUUGAGUUAAAUCUCGAAUUUGCUAAAGACUUACAAAAACAAUUCAAUCAGUUUGCAUCCGAGCAAGCAAAACUCCAAAAGAAGCAAGCAAAAAAAGAAGAAGCACAGCGACUUGCUUACCGUCGUGACGCUGAUCUCAGUAUUAUAAAAAAUGUACUGGACUUACAGAAUUUGUUGAAUCAACUUGAUGAUGCCAGAGAGGAUUUUGUAAAAGGCACAAAUGGUGCUUUGGCAUUAGGUGAAGAGGUGAUGACACAGAUUGAUGAACUUUAUCAAGCCAUCACUCCAGGUGAAGAGAAAGAGAUAUCAGUGGAUGAACAGCUGACUGUUGCAAGUCAACAUCUCGUGGAAUAUUUCUCUUCUUCAUUGAAGGAAUUUCAUGGUACAACUUAUAAAAGUUUAUUUGAAGCGAUAACGAGUAUCAAGGAUUCUGGAUAUUUUACCAAAAAGGAUGAGGAACCUGAGGAACCUGAAGGAGAAGUAGGGUAUAUCAAAGAGGAGGAUAAUGAAGGAUCUAAAGAGUCUAAUGAGGAUGCGGAAUUCGAGGAAGAAGUAUCUCCUGAUGUUGUUGAAAGUGUUGAACCUGUGGAGCCGGAAGUACCAAAUGGUGAACAGACCACGACGACCGUUGAAGAAGACGAUCCCACACCUCAAGAUGACGUCACUGCCAAUGAGCAUGGUUUGAAUUUUUUGGGAGAGUCUGAAGUCAGUUCCAAAUCCCGUAUCCACGCCGAUGCGCCUCCUUUUGUUCCGUCUCAAGCUCAUGUCCCUCAACAACCGCAGACGACCACAUUUGAUCCCGAGUUUGCUCCAAGCGAUUCAAAUGCAGGCUGGGACGAACCUUCUUACGAAACUUCGGAACCGUAUCAGUCUCCUGAGGAAAAUAUACAGCGCAACGAUGGAUUCCGUGGCGGUCGAGGUCGUGGGGGAUUCCGAGGACGUGGCGGUGGACCACGAGGUGGCAAUCGUGGUAACUUUGGUGGUGGUAAUUAUGGUGGAGGAUAUAGUCGUGGUGGUAACCAACGUGGUGGUGGUGGUAGUGGUGGAUAUCGUGGAGGUAACAGGGGUGGUCAACGUGGCAACUACCGGGGUAAUAGAGGACAGCGUGGUGGUAACCGUGGAGGAUAUCAAGCUCGAGAUUAACUAAAAUCAUCUUUUGGUGUAUGAUUUCUAGUUCAAAAUUGUUUGGCCACUUGAAAGUUUUUAAUGAAGCUACUGACAUUGUGUAUGAAGAAUGACCGCUAAUAGACACUUCAAUUGACGAUAUCGUGUGGAAGUUGAUUUCUUCAUGGUUGUUUUGUAACAUCUCAUUUGUUUCUGUAAAAUUCUAGUUAUGAAGCGUGAAAUACCACAAGGGAUGUUUGGUUAUGUAACUUCGUCUGUUAGAACAUUUCCUGUUACUAAUUACCAUUCACUUGCUUUUUUCCAAUUGGUUAAAGUACUUGAAUAUGGUUAAGUAUCUAUCUUAGUGCGUUCAUGAAUAGUUAAAUCUCCAAUUUUGUAAAAUUGUUAGUUUGUGUUAUAUCAUAAUCUUAGUUUUGUUGUUCUCCUAUCGUGUAAAGUUAUUUUGAAAGUACAAAAAUUCACAUUUGUUGAUUUUCA
Messenger RNA from Xenia sp. Carnegie-2017, 1879 nucleotides. RefSeq names its product caprin-1-like. Bases 77 to 1420 code for a protein of 447 amino acids. Gene Ontology annotation, molecular function: RNA binding. NCBI's taxonomy places the organism in Eukaryota, Metazoa, Cnidaria, Anthozoa, Malacalcyonacea, Xeniidae. The transcript is spliced from 9 exons. Gene Ontology annotation, cellular component: cytoplasm. The record is from RefSeq and is a predicted model, not a curated record.